Pristis pectinata (smalltooth sawfish) is the source of this 1393-nucleotide messenger RNA. Its product is annotated as protein FAM227B-like. The transcript is spliced from 12 exons. The record is from RefSeq and is a predicted model, not a curated record. Lineage: Eukaryota; Metazoa; Chordata; Chondrichthyes; Rhinopristiformes; Pristidae. The coding region runs from base 140 to 1393 and encodes 417 amino acids.
UAGCAACGGCUCUGCACUGAGGCUGUCGCGCAGUCACUCCGUGAAUGCAUCAGAGCAAUUCACUGCAGUAGCAAGAUAUGCUAUCAGCAACUAACAAUAACCUGGGCAAGAAAGGAUUCCUGAAAACAAUUUAGAGAAAAUGGAAAAUCUGCCGAAAACAUAUGAAGAAUUUUUGCAAUUUCAAGAUCUGGAAGAUUGGCCACAGUUACUUCCCGAUGAAGAACAUUUUAACAUGAAUAUUCAGCCUGACACAUUUACUUCAUAUGAAUCACUAUCACAAUAUAUUCAUGAACAUGUACCUUUCCGGAUGGAGCUUCUCAUUAACAUGAGGCAAAGAAUUGAUGAGUUUGUAUCGCACUUAGAAAAAUAUUCUUCAAAGAUCCUGCCAGCUGAGCCCAGGAAAUCCAAGACCAAAGAUCAUCUUUUCUAUUUACCAACAGAGACUGUUAUUAGGCAAAUGAAGGACUCUGAUGCAUUACUUGCACAUCCCAGUAGAAAGCUUUCAGAAGAACUUUAUAUUGCACACAAGAGCAAGACCGUGGAGUCUCAAACUUUUCCAGGCUUCAAGCCAUUGGAGUUUACAGAGCUUCCUGGACAACUGGAAGCAAUGCAAUUGCUAAACUGGUUUAGAAAGACGCAGAAGUUUAACCUUGGAUUUCAAACUACCUGGAAGAAGUUAAUUCUGUCAGAACCAUCUGCGGCCAUUCUUCAAGAUGCAUUUUGGUGGUUCUUCCUUUACAAAUUUAAGCCUUCCAGAGAAGAUCAAGAUUACCUAUUUAGCAGAAUUGCUGACAGCUUUGUGACACUUCUCAUGAUUGCCCCUGUUGAGGUGCUAGAUAUGUUUUUCCAGGUGUAUCCUGAUUGUAUAUCUCAAGCCAUUUUUGCAGUUUUCUACAAAUCUUUCCCAGAAUCUCAUAACAAGUUUGGUGAUGAAUUUAAGAGUGAGCUAACUGAACUCAUCUCAUUAUGGAUGACAGGGCUAAAGCCAGAAGAAUUUUCCUGGAGAAAAUGGAAUUUGCAAUGGCUAGAAAAGUCAAUGAGUAAGAGAGGUCCUGAAAGAAAAGAAAACAUUCUGGCAGAAAUAGACCUCAAAGCAACCACAUUCAAUUUCAGAUUUGACCUGGAUGAGGAACUAACAAAUGACGGUAAUCUGAAAAAGAGAGAUCCAUCAAGUCUAAACCCCUCGGCUACAUUUCGUAAGAUCGAGUCAUCUUAUGCUGGCCGAGGCCCAGAAUUCAGACAUAUCCUUUUCAGAUUUUCUGGUCGAAGCCCUUUGGUUGCUCACUUCCUCAAUAUGAAGAAGAUAAUGGGUAGAAGUUUAGGCACCAUGGGACCAAGCCUGAGACAUACUGAAAUUUCCAAAGAUCCAUAUCCUUUUACUGUAUUGAGUUGA